Molecule: messenger RNA, 3228 nt
Organism: Oncorhynchus kisutch (coho salmon)
Lineage: Eukaryota; Metazoa; Chordata; Actinopteri; Salmoniformes; Salmonidae
Product: synembryn-B
Exons: 10
Coding region: 163-1770 (535 amino acids)
Biological process (GO): G protein-coupled receptor signaling pathway
Cellular component (GO): plasma membrane; cytoplasm
Molecular function (GO): G-protein alpha-subunit binding; guanyl-nucleotide exchange factor activity
Source: RefSeq, a predicted model, not a curated record
CGUGACGUUAACCGGUGAAAGUUGAAACAAGGAAGAAGGGUGUAUGUAGCCUUCUGUAUGUAACUGAAUGUCAGACGAAUAAAAAAAUAGGGUGCUGCAAAUUAUUCAGAAACGUACUCUAUAACGUUACAAUUCUUGAAUUGUCAUCGAAAUAUUUUAAGAAUGGAUUUAAACAGUAUCCUGUCAAAGCUCGAGACUAACAAUGAAGAGGAAAUUAAAAGGCUUUUGCACCAGUACAACGUAGAGAAUAGUCGCACAUUCACCUUUGACCCAAAAGAGGAGGACCUACGAAGUAGGCUGUGUCAGGGUCUGCUGACUGUGCUGGGGAGGCAGGUUGGGUCCUGCUGCCAGAGCACCUGCCUGGAGACCCUUCGCAUCCUGUCCCGGGACAAGCGGGUCCUGGGCCCUGUGGGCACCCGGGAGGGCAUGCUGGUCCUGGCCGGGCUGGCUCGGCUGCAGUCGGGAGAGGAGGGAGGUGACAGUCUGCAAGAGGAUGCCCAGACAGAGGAGGAAGAGAGGGUGGUGGUGGAGGCCCUUAAGUGCCUGUGUAACGUGGUGUUUAACAGCGUGGCGGCACAGCAGGUGGGUGCCGACGUGCAGCUGGCACGUGGUCUGUGUGCCCGCCUGCACGCCGCCCGUGCCGGGUGUCACGAGGUGGGCCUGUUCUCCCUGCGCCUGCUCUUCCUGCUCUCGGCUCUGCGGCCCGACGUCCGGGGGGGGCUCCAGAGGGAGCUGCAUGCCGUGGGGCUCCUCACAGAGGUGCUGGAGCGUACCCUGGACCUACGCUGGGUGGGCCCCUACGAGGUGGCCCAUCCAGGCCUCCAGGCCUUGCCUAUCCCUGCUGAAGACAACGAGAGGGCCAUGGAGGCCCUGAAAGCCUUGUUCAACCUUACGCUGUCUGACACUAGCGAUGAGGGUGGUGACCACCAGCUCCGCCUUGUCACCGCCAUCAUGCGCCAUCUAUUGAUGCUUAAGACUCAGACAGAGGACAAAACAGAGGAAGCACACAGCCAUGCCAUCAACCUGCUGAGUAACCUGCCAGUGUCAUGUCUGGAUGUGCUGAUUGACUUGCCGGUCCAGGGGGGCCAGGAGGAGUACAGCGGGAAGAACAUGGACGCUGUGCAGGUGCUACUGGACUUUAUGGAGAAGAGGAUAGACAAGGGUGCCAACUACAAAGAGGGGCUGACCCCAGUGCUCAGCCUGCUGACCGAGGGUUCCAGGUACCACAGGGAGAUCCGCAGAUACAUCAAGACACAGGUGCUGCCCCCGCUGAAGGAGGUCAAGGUCAGGCCGGAGAUAGGGUCCACCGUUAGGAACAAGCUGGUGCGUCUCAUGACCCACGUGGACAUGGGCGUGAAGCAGAGCGCUGCAGAGUUCCUCUUCGUCCUCUGCAAAGAGAGUGUGGACCACCUGUUGAAGUACACUGGGUAUGGUAAUGCAGCAGGACUCCUGGUGGCUCGAGGCCUGCUGGCAGGAGGGCGAGGAGAGACUCUGUACUCAGACGACGAAGACUCUGACACCGAAGAGUACAAAUCGGCGAAACCUUUCAUCAACCCCAUCACGGGUCACGUGGAGGAGCCCAUGCCUAACCCCAUCGAAGACAUGACUGAGGAGCAGAAAGAGUACGAGGCCCAGAAAUUGGUCAACAUGUUUGACAAGUUGUCAAGGCAGCAGCUGAUCAGACCAAUGGGGGUGAGGAGGGACGGCACACUGGCACCCCUAGAGGAGGCUCUUAGACAGCCCACGGCUGACAGCUCAGACUCCGACUAGAGCCACUACGACACAGAUCAGACCACCCUAAACAGUGCCCUCAGAAAGUAUUCAUACCCUUUUACUUAUUCAACAUUUAGUUGUUACAGCCUGAAUUCAAAAUGGAUUGAAUAUCAUUUAUUUUUCAACCAGCUACACACAAAACCUCAUAAUGACAAAGUGAAAUAAAGGAUCUUAACAUUUUUGCACAUUUAUUGAAAAUGCAGAAAUAUCUAAUUUACAUAAGUAUUCACACCCCGGAGUCAAUAGAUGUUAUAAUCACCUUUGGCAGCAAUUACAGCUGUCUCUAAGAGCUUUGCACGCCUGGAUUGUGCAACAUUUUCCCAUUAUCCUUUUCAAAAUGGUUUAAGCUCAGUCAAAUUGGUUGUUGAUCACUACUAAACAAUUUUCAAGUCAUACCAUAGAUUUUCAAGCAGCUUUAAGUCAAAACUGUAACUCUGCUACUCAGGAACAUUCACUGUCUUCUUGGUAAGCAACUCCAGUGUAGAUUUGGCCUUGUGUUUUAGGUUAUUGUGGAUAGCAGACUGAACCAGGUUUUUCUCUAGGAUUUUGCCUGUGCUUAGCGCCAUUCUGUUUUUUUUUUUAUCAUGAACAACUCCCCAGUCCUUAACGAUUACAAACAUACCCAUAACAUGAUGCAGCCACCACUCUGCUUGAAAAUAUGGAGUGUUACUCAGUAAUGUGUUGUAUUGGAUUUGCCCCAGAUAAACAGGAAAUUGCUUUGCCACAUUUUUUUGCAGUUAUACUUUAGUGCCUUGUUAAGCACAUUUGACUUCUGAACUGGUUAAGGCUUGCCAUAACAUAGGGGUUGAAUACUUAUUGACUCAAGACAUUUCAGCUUUUCAUAUUUAUUUAAUUUCUAAGAAUUCAGGAAAACAUAAUUCCACUUUGACAUGAUGGAGUAUUGUAUGUAUGCCAUUGACCCAAAAAAUCUAAAUGUAAUCCAUUUUAAAUUCAGACUCUAACAAAGAAAAAGUGGUGUGAAUACUUUCUGAAGGCACUGUACCUAUAGUAGGUUGUGUCCAGCACAGAGGUUCCCUCCCUCCCUCACUUGCUGUCUGUCUUCCUCUGUCUGUCAGAGACUGAAGGGGUCUCACCCUUUCUCCAUAGGCUGUUCUGUUCUCUAAAGCUGACUUGAGCCUGACUUGAUACAACAAAAAAGCUGAUUUUUAAGCCUGACUUGAUACGACACAGGAAAAGAUAGGGUUACGGUUGAGCACAUCCUCCCGACCACAGCAUUGUUACUACUUUAAUGUUUAGUUAGAAUUUUUUUUAUGAACCAUUUCUCCGCUCAUGCCUCUCAAAUUUGAUAGAAUGAAAGAUAGUUCUUAAUCAAAUUGCUGUAUAGAUGUGAAUCACUAAAAGCAUGGUUGACAGGGUGGGGUUUGGCCAAAUUGUAAUUGAAUUUGGAUAGGAAAUCAUUCCUUAGAUAUAUAAAUAUGUUGAUUUUGUUCUUUA